Mycosarcoma maydis (corn smut) is the source of this 4602-nucleotide messenger RNA. RefSeq lists its product as uncharacterized. NCBI's taxonomy places the organism in Eukaryota, Fungi, Basidiomycota, Ustilaginomycetes, Ustilaginales. The record is from RefSeq and is a predicted model, not a curated record. The coding region runs from base 1 to 4602 and encodes 1533 amino acids. Gene Ontology annotation, biological process: meiotic sister chromatid cohesion, centromeric; mitotic spindle assembly checkpoint signaling; protein phosphorylation. Gene Ontology annotation, molecular function: ATP binding; protein kinase activity. The transcript has a single exon.
AUGGGCCCGCCCGCUGUCACGCCUCGCAAGGCUCCCACAACACCAUCUCACAACAGCUACGCCUUUGGCACAACGCCUCACAAAACACCUCUUCGCACACCAGGCGGCUCCAAGAUCGAGCAGACCUCUUCCACUCCGAUCAUCGACUUCAACAAGAUCGAGUCUCAAAAGGAAAAUGUACAACCGCUCGCCAAGGGUAGGUCUGCACACGCCCUCUCCAACACGCUCAACAUGCAGCACAAGCAGCGACAGGCUUUGCUCGCCCAGCAGCGUGCCGAGCACGAGCAAAUCGUCUCGUCGCUCGACAAUGCCGACUCGGACGAUCCGUUGGAAGCGUGGACCAGAUACGUAAAGUGGUGCAUUGACAACUAUCCAUCCGGUCAGACCCACGACUCGGGUCUCAUCCCUCUCCUCGAGCGUGCCACUCGUCACUUCCGAGACGCAGAGCAGUACACAAACGACCCGCGCUACCUCCGUCUAUGGAUCCUCUAUGCCAGGAACGUCGAAUGUGCGCGCGACGUAUACAACUUUUUGCUCGCAAACGAGAUCGGCACAAAGCUCGCCAGCCUCUACGAAGAGCUUGCAGUCGUCCUCGAGGGACAGAGGAUGUACGACGAUGCCGACGCCAUGUACAAGCUUGGCAUAGCCCGCAGAGCCAACCCCAUCGAUCGUAUCAAACGUCGAUACGAAGAGUACAAGACGCGUCUACUACUCUCCCAACAGGCCCUCGCCGAGUCCAGCGCCUCGUCCACUUCGGCCAUUAUCACCACCUAUGCAGAUGCUCUCAAAGCUGCCAUGCUCACAGCCGGUCGAAGCAUGCUUGGCCAAAAGCAGCUCUCCACUGGCCCUGCACGUAGCCACUCGGCCAACGUCUUGCGAGGCGCUGGUGCCAGCAUCGGCGCCAUCGGUUCCACUACACCCACUCCUUCUCUCAACAACGGACGCAAGCUCAACGUCUUUCACGAUCAAGAUGACCAACACAGCACUCGAUCCAAGCCUCAAGCCGCAAGCACAAAAGGCUGGGAGGACAUUGGCACCGUUGCCUCCCGCAAUCAGGAGAAUCUCCAGGCCGACCGCAUGGCUGCCAAUACCAACUUCAAGAUUGGUGCUUCAGGUGGUGUCUCAAAGAAGCCAGGUUCCGGUUUAGCUGUUUUCCGAGAUUCCGAUGAUGACAAUGAUGACGACGACGCUGACAACACCAACGAGGUGCCCGCCACCCCAAAACCUGCAGGUGUCCUUAGCCCAAAAGACCAUUCUGCCAAGUUGGCUGCUGGCGCCACUGGGCUUGGCCGCAAGUCUCAGUCAAGUGAGACUGACCUCCUUCGAAGCAAUCCUUUCGCGUACUGGGGCAAGGACACCAAGCUCAUUCCUGAUCCAGUCAGCCUGCAACCAACCACUGCCGCUACCGAGUCACACUUGUCUCGCAAAGUGUCGGCUUCCAGCAUCGCCUCCACAAGCGACAAACACCGCACAAAGACCACAGUCUCCCGCUCCUCACAGCUCACGACAUCUUCCAGCAAAUCUACGUCCCACGCCGCUGCCACCGUCGCUGCUGCUGGAGGCAAACGCGAAAAGCAUGCCGCUCCUGUUGCCCAGAUGUACCCAUCCUUUCAGUCCAGCGCUCAGAAACGCGUGUACAUGCAACGAGGAUGGCAGUUCGAACUGACGCUCGAAGAGCUUAUCGCGAGGAGGCGAGGCUUUGCUGCCGUCUCAGAAGGAUGGCAAGACGCCGCCGAGCCACACACGACUGCCUCAGAUCCAUGGUCGUUCCUCGAUCAACUCGUCGGUCGCUGGCUUCCCGAAGAUCCGGUCGCAGUAGAGCCAACGCCAACCCAGACGGUCCAUAUCGAUCAAACUACCGGUAUGUUCCCCUCAAGAGACGUCUUUGAUCCGGACAACUCAGUCGCCAACGCAGUUGCACUCAACUUGCGACCUGGUGCCAAAAAGAAGAAGAAGCGCGAUGGUGACAACACCACCAAGCUCAGGAUGAGCCCCACCCUGGUCACCAAAGCUGCUGUGCUCGAAGUGGAAAACAUGUUCAAUGGCGACAGCGACUCGAACCAAGACAGCAGUGAAGAUGACGAUGAUGACGACGACGACGAAAGUGAGGACGACGACUUUGUUGCACCUCUGGCGAGUGCAUCCAGGCAUGGCCACAUGCGUGUCAGCCUCGGCUCAUCUGCCGAUGUACCGCCAACACCGACUCCCUUGUCACGACCCAACCACCUCGCCAAGUUUACCGCGCACAAAGACGAGAACGCUGGUGUCCAAGCGACGCCCAUGCGCACGCCUGGCGCACUAGCACCACGACUUGGUCUAGGAGGCGCAACUCCGAUGCGUACGCCACUGGUGUCCAAAUCUUCGCUCGCCGCUCUCGGCUCCAAGCCCGUCUACAUGGAAGAGGACGAUGACGACGAUCGAGACCAAGACCAACAGGCACAAUCGCAGCUUCCAGUCAAAUCAACCCAGGAGCAAGCUGAGCAAGUCUCUAGACCUCGCUCACCGGAGCGUUCGCCAUCCGAGGAUGCUGUCUCGGCAGCUGCGCCUGUGCCGGCCACACCGAUGCCUUCCAACCGGCAGUCUGCAAGCCGACGCUGGAUUGAGCCAAUGACGGAAGAGGAAGAAGAGGAUGAAGACGAGGACAAGCGGAAUGAGUUUGCAGUCGACGAGAAUGGCGAGCUCGUCGACGGCCAAAUCGCCGGUUACGAAGGCAAUGAGCACCUCUUCCGACCGCAAUUCCAACCGCUCACUCCGAUCACCGAGGCCACCUACGAGUUCACGCGCUACACGAAUGCACGCACCCCUGGCACCGCGACACGCUCUGCGAUCGGCCCUGCACUUAAGUCUUGGCGUCCAACUGAUCGAGACGAUGAGGACAAGGACGACGACGACGAUGAUGAUGAAGGCAACGCUUCCGGUGUCAUUCUGACAGCAGGUCGUAUCGCGUCUGCUCGCCGACUCGAGGAUGCUUCGGUCGAUGACUCGGAGCCUUCCGACGAACGCAGCUUCGCCUCUACUUUGGGCGAGGACGCGAACCGCUCUGCGUGGAACGCUGACAACAAAGCCUCAUUCGAACUGACCAAGGGUAUGACGAUACGAUGCGCUGCUCGCCAAGAUGACCAAGAAGACGACGACGCUCCACAUGAGCGUGGCGAUGCAGACGACGCGCCACACCGACGCGAGCUGCAUGAACGAUUCGAAGACUCGCUCGUCAUGCAGGACUCAAGCCAGGUUGCUCCACAAAAUACGCGCGGCGAGGUGCGAGAUUUCAAUCCACCCAAUCCAUGCUCGCCGGUCGACGCCACGGUUCUGAACGCUAUUCUGGCACGCCUCGAGACACCGAUCGAGUGCACGCCGGGUUUUGUCAGCCUGGCCACCGAGACGGCGGACGGCCUUGUCGCGGAGCUUGAAAAAAAGUGCAAAUCGAACCUUGCUUCGAAUCAGAUGACGCGCAAGAGUAUGGGCGGCACCGUCUUCCACGGCACAGGGAUGCUCUCGUCGGCGUUCAAAGUGAAAAUUGGCGGCGACACAUUUGAAAUUCGAGGCAAGCUCGGCGAAGGAGGGUACGGUGCUGUGUUGCUUGGCUACGAUGUCGACGGUGCGGCGACGUUGUGCUCGACGGAAGCGACGACUGACGCCGAGUCGGACGAUGAGGACGAUGAGGAUGACGAGGAUGACGAGGAGCGGCGCAAGCAGUUGGCCAUCAAAGUGGAAACGCCGGCGAAUCGGUGGGAGUUUCACAUUCUGUCGGAGCUGCGUUUGCGCUUGGCGUCAUCGGUACAGCGAUCGAUUGUGCGCGUGCGCAAACUGUACUGUUAUUCGGAUGCGUCGUUUUUGGUGCUCGAUGUGGGUGAAAAGGGGACGCUGUUGGAUGUGGUCAACCACGCGGUGAGUGCGGGCGUUGCUGCAGCUGGUGCGGAUGGGACGAGUGGCAAUGCGGGCCUGGAGGAGGUGCUCGCCAUGUUCUUCGUAACCGAGCUGCUGAGGGUGGUGCUAGGUCUGCAUCGCACUGGCAUUAUCCAUGGCGAUUUGAAGAUCGACAACUGUCUGCUUCGACUCGACGACGUUUCGCGUGCUAGUAGCUGGUCGGGCGUGUAUUCGCGCGACGGCUCGGCCGGCUGGUCGUGCAAGGGUCUCACGCUGAUCGAUUUCGGUCGGGCGAUCGAUCUAUGUGCGUUCGGCAAGGCGAGCGAGCAGACAUUCAUCGCUGACUGGCAAACCGACGAGAGGGACUGCUUCCAGAUGCGCAAUCAUCAGCCGUUCACCUUCGAGACUGACUGGUUCGGGAUCGCUGCGAUAGCGCACUGCUUGCUCUUCGGUCGGUAUAUGCACACCAAACACGAUGCUCAGUCGCAAAAACACACAAUCACUGCCACCCUGAAACGCUACUGGCAGUCGCACCUCUGGAACACCCUGUUCGACAUCUGUCUAAACCCAAGCGCACAACACGAGCCGCUCAACACCGACCACGUCCUCGAGAGUCUCGAAUCGUGUCUCGACGCAAUGCACCACUGGCUCGAGGCCAACUCGAACAAGGGCGGCAGGAACCUCAAGGGUUUGCUGCGCAAGCUCGAGAUCUGGGCCAUGAAACAGGGCCGUUAG